AUGCGCGCCACCAUCGCGCACCCGGGGUGGGCGUUCCCCUCCGUCGCCGCGUGCUCCACCUCCUGCGCCACUGCCGCGUCGUCCUCGACGGGGCACGCGCUGCUCCGCACAUCGCCGUCGCCGUCAACUUCGCCCGGGACCCUAUGGAGCGCCAUCUCUGGCCAGAUAGUGGAAAACCCGCUGCGUGCGCAGGAACCACUGGGGAAUUGGGGGGACGGGAAGCUCGAUCUGCUGCUUGGGAUGGGCUACAAUUACAGUCACAUCUGGGAGUUUGGUGCAGCCGGUGGAAGCCUCAAUGAGAGUGCCAAGUUGAGCAAGCUCAUUGUUGAGAAGAUGUAUCAAAUGCCACCUGCAAUGCAAUAUGGUUCAGAGCUUGGGAUUUUAAUGGAUGGAAAGAGCGAGGUGCAGCUUGGGCUACGGUGUAGCGACAUUGACGCCUUAGGAGAGUUUGCGGUAGGUGGAAAGCUUAGGAAGCUCAUAGUAUCUUCAAUACAGAGAACUUCAUCUGCAAUGGUCCGUUCAUUUUCGUCCCAGUGCAACUACGAUGGUGACCUGGUUGGAAAUGAGCUGAGAAGGAUCGGGGAUUCCAUAGAGCAAAACCUGGAGGUUAACAGGGAGAUUUUAAAGAUUCUGCAAAACCAAUUUCCCAACCCAACAACAAUGGCAGCUUCUAGCAGCUCAGCCAAGGAGGCCCUGAAGCUGCAAAGUCAAGACACCGAGAGACACAACUCUGCUGCUGCUUCUCCACUUAGCAACAGAGCUUUGUUUGUCCUGUCGAUUGCUGGGUCUGUUGUGAAGACUCUACAAGAGUGGGUCACCAAAGGUAGCGCUUGGCAUAUCGGUCUUACUGGCCUUGGGGAGGUGAUUAAGCUAGUGAAAGACCCAGAGGCCAAGUCGACAUUGCACAAACUGGAUGAGGAACGAGACUUGUGGUGCUCCAUUCUCAAUAGAGGGAACAAGAAAGCCAAGGCGGGAGAAGGGGAGAUUGCCGAGGGGACCCUAGAGGCUGAUAGCAAGGAAACCAGGUUGGCGCUCAUGAAGCGUGUCAUGGCGGCUGCCUUAGCCAUGGUGGAGGAGUAUUAUAUCCCGCUGGUGGUUGCUCAGAUAUUGGCUGCUGUCGUGUAUGUUCUGGCUCACAUCACCUUGUAGUUACUUCCUAGGUCCUCCUUUGCUGAGACUUCUGUCCGCCUGAUUGUACGUUUUACUGGCAUGGACCUGUUGGCGUGUAUUUGAGAUGCACAAAUAAAUGCAUACCAGUAGGC
Messenger RNA from Lolium rigidum, 1262 nucleotides. RefSeq lists its product as uncharacterized. The record is from RefSeq and is a predicted model, not a curated record. The transcript has 6 exons. The coding region runs from base 1 to 1149 and encodes 382 amino acids. NCBI's taxonomy places the organism in Eukaryota, Viridiplantae, Streptophyta, Magnoliopsida, Poales, Poaceae.